AUGUCUUUAUAUUGUUAUGGCGAAAGACGAGAGCAACACUUCACACCAGGCAGAUUUACUCCUAUCAAAUUGCCCGAAGGACCACCGUUGGAAGGAGUUGCUCAUUUGCUAGACUUUCCAAGACAUAGAUUAAGACUACUGGAAAAACUCGGAGAGGGAGACUUUGGAAUGGCACGAAUUUUACGAGAAACCAGCUGGUUGGCCGGCCUAAGAGAUCCCAACCUAGCACGAGUUGUUGGAUUUUGCAGUCAGGACGAACCCAUGUGCGCUCUGAUGGAACAUUCCGAACCCGGCGAUCUCCCGAUGUUCUUAGUACAACGAGCUGUCAGCGAAGAUGGCGUUACAACUAAAGGGCCUUGUAUUAGUUAUGGAUGCUUAAUAUACGUUGCAACCCAAGUAGCUUCCGGAAUGAAGUAUUUGGAAUCGUUGGAUUUGGUGCACAGGGAUUUAGCUGCUAGGAAUUGUGUAAUAGAUAAAAAUUUCACUGUAAAAGUGUCUGACCACGCAAUGUACUGCGAUCGCUACGAAAAUGACUACUACAUCAGUGAUACGAAAGCCAGACUACCUUUAAGAUGGAUGUCUUGGGAAGCUUUAUUACUGGGCCGACAAACUACCAAAAGCGAUGUAUGGGCCUUUGCAAUCACUCUUUGGGAGAUUCUGAUGCUCUGUACACAACAACCGUAUGCAGAACUGACCAGCGAACAAGUAGUUGAAAAUAGCAACCAUUGGUACCAGAACGAUGGCUGUCAAAGGUACCUUCCUCGACCAGCAGCUUGCCCUAGAGAAAUUUACGAUUUGAUGGGUGAGUGCUGGAAACGAAACGCAGCCGACAGACCACGGUUUUCCGAGAUCCACCUCUUCUUGCAAAGGAAAAACUUGGGCUACAUGCCUGGUCCGAACUCUCAGGUGUGA
Molecule: messenger RNA, 912 nt
Organism: Diabrotica balteata
Lineage: Eukaryota; Metazoa; Arthropoda; Insecta; Coleoptera; Chrysomelidae
Source: the annotation of a GenBank genome assembly